This is a messenger RNA of Molossus molossus (Pallas's mastiff bat), 2023 nucleotides long. RefSeq names its product A-kinase anchoring protein 7 (gene AKAP7). The record is from RefSeq and is a predicted model, not a curated record. Gene Ontology annotation, cellular component: cytosol. The coding region runs from base 186 to 1130 and encodes 314 amino acids. Gene Ontology annotation, molecular function: protein kinase A regulatory subunit binding. The transcript is spliced from 8 exons. Lineage: Eukaryota; Metazoa; Chordata; Mammalia; Chiroptera; Molossidae.
UGUGAAAAUAUGUCGAGAAAAAAGGAAAAGUCAGAAGAAUGUGAAGCCAAUACUAUGGAUUCUCUGCUAGAAAUGCCAUUUGCUACUAUAGAUACUAAAGAUGAUUGUGGACGGACUGAGACGGAUACCUCCAGAAUCCCAGGAAGCAACUAGUAUUUCUGUAGCUACUGUAUUCUUAUAUCUCCAUGGUGAGAGACUGGCCUCUGGGACCAGGAAGAAGGAAAGGGAUGUUUACUGAUGUACCUCAAAUAAAUUUGGAGAGAAGUGAAGAAAAUGAAUGGAUCAGUAAAGAUCAAAUGAAGAAGAAAAAAAAGCACAAAGGAUAUCAAGCGAACUAUUUCCUAUCCAUUCCAAUCACCAACAAAGAGAUUACAGGAAGAAUUAAGAUCCUGCAGAAUGCAAUAAUACAAGAAGAUAAGCGACUGGCCAAGGCCAUGAGCAGUGUCGGUUCCUUUCACAUUACCCUGCUGGUGAUGCUGCUACAUGAAGAUGAAGUAAACAUUGGUAUUGAUGCUCUUUUGGAAUUAAAACCAUUCGUAGAAGAAAUCCUUCAAGGGAAACACUUGACUUUGCCCUUCCAAGGGGUUGACACCUUUGGAAACCAUGUUGGAUUUGUGAAGCUGGCAGAAGGAGAUCACAUGAACCCACUUUUGGAGAUUGCAGAGGCUGCGAAAAGGACAUUUCAAGCAAAAGGCAUCUUGGCAGGAGAAAGCAGAAGUUUUAAGCCUCAUUUGACCUUCAUGAAGUUGUCCAAGGUACCAUGGCUCCGGAAGAUGGGAGUGAAAAAAAUAGACCCCAAAUUCUAUGAAAAAUUUAUCAGUCACAGAUUUGGAGAAGAAAUGGUACACCGCAUCGAUCUUUGCUCCAUGCUAAAGAAAAAGCAAAGUAAUGGUUAUUAUCACUGUGAGUCUUCAAUUGUGAUUGGCAAGGGGCCUAUUGGAAUCCGAGACUUAAUUAAUGAAGCCUUGCAGCGAGAAAGGAUGGUUCUGAAGUCCAAAGUGAAACAGAUAAAAGAACUCUUAUUCCAGCCUGAGAUUCAGGCCAAAAUUAGAAGGGAGCUUUUUGAAGAAAGAUCCAUUAACAACAGUAAUCAAGAAAACGAUGUUGAUUUCACGGCAACUUUGACAUAAGCUCUACAUUGCUAUCAUGGUACCAUAGUUUAUGAGACCUUUGCAGCUGAUUGAAUGGCUCUUUGGUAAAUACCAAAGAAGUGUUCUGAUAGUGUCUUUACUAUAGCACAUCAACUUUGGGUAAGGAAUUAACAACUUCUUGCCAAAGAAAACUGAUUCUGUCCUGUUAGUUUUAAAGCUAAACUUGUAUUUAGGAGUGUUUGUUUCUAUAAUAUCAAGAGUUAUUUUAUAAAAAGAACUUCUUAAUGAGCUCUUAUAAAGUGUUCCUGGGGUCAUCACAGAUAAAAUAUGCAGACUGAAAAAUCAUUUAUAGGUUAAGAAAAAAUACAGUAUUUUAAAGUAAGUUGCUUCCUGUUGACAUGAUUUUUGUUGUAGUAGUAAAACAAAAGAAGUAUUGUUCACUUGUGACUAUAUCUAGUGUUACUCUUAAUGGGAAUUUGAAUGUUUGUUGAACAGUAGUACUUGAAUGAACAUUUAUAAAUGUAAUUAUUGCAAUCACUGGUUAAGAAUGUAUUAUAUCCAUAUGUAUUAUUUUUCAAUGAUCAAAAUGUAGUUUGCCUUUUCAUUUCUUGAUGGAAUAAAUGUUUGGGAUUUUAAUUUUCUACUUUUCUGAAGAUAAGCCCAGGUCUGUAUCCCUUAGAAUCUGAAGUUGUUUGCACUGGUUUAUUUUUAAAGAAAAUUCUUGAAAAAUGUCCCCUUGUAUGAUAAUCAAUGGUAACAGCUUUUUCUAUGGUCUUUGUAAAAUUGCUGCUACUAAGAGAUCAUGAUGGAGGGGGAAAUUAUUAGAGAUCAAAUAUGUAACCAUUUCAAAUGUAAAAUCCAGUUUACGCCUGGAUUUUAGCUAUUUUUUCACUGGGUAAAUUAUAUUACAUUUAUUUAUAAAUGAGUUUGCA